UGUUGUUGUUGUUGUCAACAAAGUACAAAGCAAAAGUUGAAAACUAAAAAUUGUUUUGAUGAGUUUGCGUCUUUGCGAUUUUGUACAUACAUAGUGAAAAUAAAUAAAUCAAUUUUCAAAGUUAUAAUUACCGUUUUCUGUCGAAAUAAUGAGUGCCGCAAUGAAGUGUUGUCGUCAAGCCCUUUUGCUGUCAUCUUCAAAUUGUGAUGGAUAUUCCAUGCUAGAGUUUGCCAAAAAUGAAAUCUGCUCUGCCUUAUCAAAGAACACAGCAAAGGAGCUAAUUUUUGUGCCGUACGCCCAGAAAGAUUACAAUGCAUAUACUAGCAAAAUAAAAGCUGUUAUAGAACCUUGGGGAUUUGAAGUCAAAGGUCUCCAUACAUUCCCAGAUCCCGUUAAAGCUAUCAAUGGCAGUAAAGCUAUAUUUGUUGGAGGUGGAAACACAUUCCUCCUUCUCAAAACACUUUAUGAACAGAACUUGGUUGACCUCAUAAACAAGAGGGUUCUAGAAGAAGGAAUGCUGUACAUAGGCAGUAGUGCUGGAACCAAUGUGGCCACAAUAAGUAUCCACACAACCAAUGACAUGCCAAUAGUUUAUCCGCCAUCUUUUAAUGCUAUUGGCAUAGUGAAAUUUAACAUAAACCCUCACUACAUAGAUACUGUGGAAAAUAUAAAACACAAAGGAGAAACUAGGGACCAGAGACUUCAGGAGUUUUUAGAGAUGGAGCACAGUGGCCGAGUGAUUGGCUUGAGAGAAGGAGCCAUCUUGAAGGUGGACGGAGAAAAGUUAUUGGUAACAGGAGUUAAUGGUGCUGUUCUGUUUGAGAAAAAUGGAGAAAAGAUCGAAUAUCCAGUGGGCAGUGAUGUUUCUUUCCUGGAAAAUCAUUGAUAGGUAGUAUUGGAUGAAAUAUUAAAAGUAUGGAAAAGUCGAAACACACAAAUAAUAUUAGUCACAGUUUAUUACUAUAAGAUCACAGUAAUCAAUUUUCUUUUGAUAUUUUUCUAAUUGUGCCCUAUAAUAAUAUUAUGAAAUCAGUGAAAUGGUCCUAUCUAGUAUAGAAAAAUUAUUGAAAGAACUUAUCACUGUGGUAGUUAGUACUGUGCCAGAUCAUUAUGUGUGUGAAUAAAUCUACAGGUUGAUUUUUUGAUGCUGUAUUUUAUAAUCAUUUAAAAAUAAAUAUUAUCUUUUAUAA
Messenger RNA from Plutella xylostella (diamondback moth), 1190 nucleotides. Its product is annotated as putative alpha-aspartyl dipeptidase. NCBI's taxonomy places the organism in Eukaryota, Metazoa, Arthropoda, Insecta, Lepidoptera, Plutellidae. Gene Ontology annotation, molecular function: serine-type peptidase activity. Gene Ontology annotation, biological process: proteolysis. The record is from RefSeq and is a predicted model, not a curated record.